Messenger RNA from Porites lobata, 2088 nucleotides. The record is from the annotation of a GenBank genome assembly. Lineage: Eukaryota; Metazoa; Cnidaria; Anthozoa; Scleractinia; Poritidae.
AUGGAUACAUCAGACCACAAAGCUUUCCUAAAACGUUUAACAAGUAACGCUACAGCAAGAAACAUGAUCGACUUGCUUUUGGUCAUUACAAUUCUUGUAUUACUCCGCACUGCAGCUCCAGUUAUUCGAGGCGAAUGUGAUGGUAUGUUAUUGUUAUGACAUAUGCUUAAUUCUUGCAUGUUUUCAUAAUUUGCGACUGUUAACGUUUAGAGUCGUUGGAAUCAGAUCAAAGCUUGGUACCUUCAUUUUCGAACAUUGGAAUUUAUAGGCGUAAUUUAAACCAGGUGUCUAGUGACCAACAGUCAUUUAAGCAGUUUUCAGAUCACUAAAUGACCGACAUUCCGUCUCCGAUCUGAAUUUGCCUUAUGUUCAGAUUUGCUCCUAACGGUAGACAAGGAAUAUAGAUGUUUGGGAAUUAGGUUAAAACUAUUCAGUGUUUUGAAAACCUUAGUGACGGGCAACCAGCCUUAUAACCACAGCCUAAUUUAAAAAUAAUGGACAAAUUUAAAAUGACUAAGCGAAUUUUUUUCGUCUGUAAUUCGCUGCCCCUAUGCGAAAAAUUAAACACUCAGAAAAAUACAUUUUUCCCAGAAAGGUUUGAUUUCAAUAUUUUUUCUUCGUAAACUCAUAUGAUCUUGUUUUGAAUAAAGUGUUGCGGCUGUAUAACUUAGUAAAUAACUCUACAAUUAAUGCAACCGAGUUUCGUAACGUCCUGGCACGGCCGUCUAAGCCCCUCAGCUCGGCGAGGUAACAAGGGAUACACUUUGGCAGGGAAAAUCCAAACCUUCGUCUAGGUUUUUUAUGCCUUUGAUCGGGUUUUAUUUUUACUCUGGGUAGACUAUUAGUCUCCGUAGCAAAUGAAAACUAAAACCCGUAAGCCAUGCUUUGAACAUGAAAGCUGGAUCGUGUCUUUAACUCAAGCCCUUGGGCAAAUGAAAAACGUAUAUUAAAUUAUUCUGAAACAAAGCGGAAGACAUAAGUCUUACAAUAUCAUAGACAUACAAAUGACAGUCAUAUUUUUUUAGCUUCUCUUCCUGCUAAUCUAAUGAUAUGGCCAGAUAAAGAUAAAAAUCACAUUCUUUAAGCAUUAUUUGGCUGCAGUAAGUAAUUCCUACUAGGGUUAGUUUAUCUAAUCGUGUAUGACUUCAAUUUUUAUUGACUGAAAAUUAUUUGAAAAUCCAGGAGGGAACGUUGACGAAAAAGACAGAGAUCAUAACUCCAAGUGCAAUAUACAGGCAUCUUGCAUGAAACUAGAAAACAGCUCCAGUGUUAAGUGUAUCUGUCACGUCGGUAUCAAAGAAGAUCCUAAUGGCAUUAGAGGUAAGACAAUAACAAUGUCCGUCAAACAAAAACCAAAUUCACAGGCGUCUGAAAAAAAUAAUUAUUACAAAGGUGGACAAUCUUUAAAUGUAUGUUAAGCCGGUGAAUACUUAAAUAGAGAGAGUACAAAAGUAAAUGCAAGACGCGAAAUCGUUACAUUACAAAUCAGAUGUACAAUGAUGACAACGCUCAAACUCAACAGCCCAUGGAUGUACCCUUUAAUUUCCAAAAUAUUGUUUUUCCGAAUUUAAGAUCCCUUUGGUGAACAAAAUAGAGGAACUCACCCGUCUGAAUUGGGACAAAAUCAGUUCAGUCAAGGGAUAACAUGACCAAGGGGUAAAAUGAGAUUCAUAGCCAGUUUAAGUAGUUCUUUGUAAAUAAAGAUGUUUGUCCAAAUUGUGCUCAAAUGACUGGCUCGACGCAACGGAAUCCGGUUUCCGGAACAGUGGAAAUUUUUGCGGUGAAUUCUGGAAUCCAGCAAUUUUGGAUUCUGGAUUCCGCGCCAUAGAUUCCGGAUUCCAUGGCGUGGAAUCCAGAAUCCAAGACUGUCUUGGAUUCCCUUACGUUGGGCGAAAUGACUCCCAGAAAAGCUAAAUAAGACUGUGGGUCCACAGAGCUUGUUUAGCAGUUUGAGUGCAUCUGAAACAGAUCUCUUGAAUGUACAGUGAGAGUGACGUUAUGUUUGUUGCUUUAUUGUGGUUUCUAGGUACCGUCGAGUGUGACCCCGGCAACAAUAAUUCAUUCCCUGUACGCAAGAGUGACGUUUGA